Messenger RNA from Notolabrus celidotus (New Zealand spotty), 4063 nucleotides. RefSeq names its product patatin-like phospholipase domain containing 3 (gene pnpla3). The coding region runs from base 137 to 1552 and encodes 471 amino acids. Gene Ontology annotation, biological process: triglyceride catabolic process; lipid homeostasis; positive regulation of triglyceride catabolic process. NCBI's taxonomy places the organism in Eukaryota, Metazoa, Chordata, Actinopteri, Labriformes, Labridae. Gene Ontology annotation, cellular component: membrane; cytoplasm; lipid droplet. Gene Ontology annotation, molecular function: triacylglycerol lipase activity. The transcript has 9 exons. The record is from RefSeq and is a predicted model, not a curated record.
UUGACCUGUUGAGAGUCAGACCGCUUCUCUCCACAAAGCCGGACCGAAAGCAACAGUGUCCCUCCCGCAGCUCUCAGCGGAGUGUACACGGUGUUCUACCCGCUCUCAGGGCUCCCAAGCCCGGGUAUGCCCCACCAUGUUCGACCUGAACGAAGGCUGGAACCUGUCUUUCGCCGGCUGCGGGUUUUUGGGGAUUUAUCACAUCGGAGUAGCGAGCUGUCUGCUGGAGAAAGCGCCGUACCUCAUCCGAGGAGCCACCAAGCUGUACGGAGCCUCUGCUGGAGCUCUGACCGCCUCUGUGCUCGCCAGCCAGGCUUCAAUCAUUAAAUGCUGUGAAGAUGUCAUCGAGGUCGCGAAAGAGGCCAGGAAGAGGAACCUGGGCCCCCUGCACCCGACCUUUAACCUGGUGAAGGUGAUAAAGACUGGCCUGGAUCGGGACCUCCCCUCCGAUGCACAUAUCCUGGCCUCGGGUCGGCUGUGCGUAUCUCUGACCCGAGUGUCCGACGGGGAGAACGUGCUGGUGUCAGAGUUCAACACUAAAGAUGAACUCAUACAGGCGCUGAUCUGUAGCUGCUUCAUCCCCAUCUACUGUGGCCUGAUUCCUCCGUCCUUCAAAGGAGUGCGUUACGUGGAUGGCGGGAUCAGCGACAACCUCCCGCAGUCGGAGCUGAAGAACACCAUCACCAUCUCUCCUUUCUCCGGAGAGAGCGACAUCUGUCCCCGAGACAACUCCACCAGCUUCCACGAGCUGCGCUUUACCAACACCAGCAUCCAGAUGAACCUGGGCAACAUGUACCGCCUCAGCAGGGCCCUAUUUCCUCCUGAACCGAAGGUGCUCGCUGAGAUGUGUCAGAGCGGUUACAAAGAUGCUCUACGUUUCCUGGAAGAGAACAACCUGAUGAUGCAGGAGCAGCCGACCUCGGGCCCCACCCUGCAGGACAGCCCCCCCACCUGCUGCUGCAAGCAGACGGAGACCACCAGAGAGUGGAUGCUGCGGAGGCUGCGCCUGCUGAGAAAGCAGCACUGGUGGCUGGAUGAGCAGAUCAUCCUGCCAACGCCGAUCAAGAAAGUGUUCUGUGAGGCCUGUCAGGAUAAAUCCGGCCUCUACACCAAAGUGUCCGGGAUGCUGCCGAUGAGAGUGGCCUCCUACAUGCUUAUGCCGUACACGCUUCCUGUGCAGUCGGCCUACUCAGCCGCUCAGAGGUUUGUGGAGUGGAUCCCGGAGGUGCCAGCUGACGUGAGAUGGAUGUUCGGGGUGGCAGGAGACGUGUACAGACAAGCUUGGAAGGGAACACCAGCCAACUCUCUCAGUGAGCCGUGUCUCAGGAAGUGUCUGAGCGAUCCGGCCCAGGCUUCAGAUUGUGACAAACCCAUGCACAGAAACAACCCGCCCGCUCUGUCUGCUCUGGACCUGCACGGGAGCUACUGGGAGAUCCCAACUUCCGCCCCCUCCCCUUCCUCCUCCCGUCCUCCUCACAUCGCCCCCUCCUCCCCCACGCAGGUCUGCUUCUUCGUGGGCUUGCAGGAUGAAUCUCAAAGCCUCACACAGUAGUGGAAUGAUCUCGGACCGGCACCUUAACAACAACGGGGUCAGAUUUCCACCUGAGGGGAAAGUCUGAAGCGUCGUUUAUCCCCGACUCUGAACACUCCAGACGGCAUGCAGUUCAAAGUGUGUCAAAGAGUGCUCUGGAGAGCAGCAUCUCCACUUACUCAGGAUCAUAGAUGAGUUUUAUGACCUGAUUUCAAUGUACAGCACAGAAAUGUGUCUCCUUUUACAGCCUUACCACAACCUUACCUACCUGUUUGUUUGAAAUUUACUCAUUUGUUCCUAUUUCUGAUACUUCAUUCAUUUUAAAAUCCUUUUAAAUUUGCUCUAUUUACUCGUUUCUUAUUUCUGUUGUGUUUAUUUUUGUUUAUUUUAAACUUUUAAGGCAUCGUGGUGGUUUUAGAAAGCCGUAUUGGAGGUUUUGUGGCUCCUGUUUGACAAAUCAAAGGUCUCCAUGAAAUCAAAAUAGGAUUUCAAGUUUCCUUUAUCCCACACUGAAUGUCUUGUGUUAUAUCGUCAUUUUUUAUCGCAGGUUUUAAGCACAAUAACAAGAAGACAUUUUGAAGGUAUUCAUAACAAUCUUUCAACCUUGCACUUUGGUGGGGUAAAUGCUAAUUAUUUUUGUCUAACGUGAUCCUUUCUUAGGUUAUUAGUACUCUAAACCUUUUAAGUUACCUGCCAGAGCACCUGCACACGCUAGCAACCUGAUUCACCUCUCACACUACUAAAUAAUUUAAGUUUUCUUGCCCUUCUCGCUCAUGUUCUCCCAUUUUAAUAGCGAUUAUUAGAUGUCUGGCUACCUAGCUUGUUAGCUAGUAAUCAGCUAACAGUUACCAGAGUUUGUUACAUUUAUUGUGUAACAGUUUUUAUCUCACAUCUAUUGUGUUUUUGUUAAUACUUGUCCUAUCUGUGAAACCUGGUCUCAAGAUUUUUCACAGUUUAAAGCUAGCAACAGGAGACCUGUCGAGCUAACGAUUCACCUAAAAGCGGUGUGUUUGCCAAAUAUUUAUCUCCUUAAAUUUAUCCCUUAAGUUAAUUAUUUUUUUCAGUCUUCCUGUUCUCGAAGGAAGUAAGUAUCAGAUAAACAACAAAUACUUUCAGUCACAUGCCAGAGCGCUUGUACAAGCUAGCUCAGGGAUUAGCAUCCCAUCCUAUCUAUCAGUUUUCAUUUUCCAGCCCCUCUCUGGCAAGUUCUCCUAGCUUUUUCAUUUCACCUUUUUUAUUUUCCACCUGAUGAUGAAAAACAGAGUUGACCAUUUGCUAAUUCCAGCUCAUCCCAGCUAUCAUCCCAUUUCAGCAUUAGCAAUAAAGUAAUUUGGUGUGUCUAAUUUCUCCUUACAGUGAAUCAGGGUUCUAAAGCUGCCCUGAGACAGGUACUUUUAAAGUUUUUGGAGGGCAGCAUCCAAACCGGAAAGGAAAAAUCUAAAUUUGAUGGUAAAAACUGUGUUAACAGUAAAAAAAAGAAAAGGGUGUUUGUUUGUCCUCUUUAAUUGUGACGUUUAGCAUGUUCCACUAUCUAGCUUAUUAGCUAAAGUAAAAAAUUAACGACAUUCAAAGAGUUGCAAUGUUAGGCUUAAAGAAAGGACUCAAUUCAGACCCUUUAUUAGAGAUGCAUUUACUCCAACUCUCAAAGCUAGUAAUAGCUAACAUUAGCUUAUAGCAAGCUAGCCAAUGUUACGGUUAAAGAAUUUUAAGUGAGGCUGAAACGAUUGAGAAAAUCUGAGGUGAUAAAGGUUCUGGUGUUAAUUUGGCCCAAAAACUAAUCCAAUAAUAAUGUCUGUUUCUUUUUUAUUAUUGUUGUUGCUUUUGUUUAGUUUUUGUUGUUAUCAAUUCCCCUGUAGAGACCCAACUUAUCUUCAUUUAAAAAACAUGGGUGCACAUUGUUGAAGUCGUUCAAGCCCUGACUACAUUAUCUUUGAGUGAGCACAAAUUCAGUCGUUUAAAAUUAUCAAAAAGCACUUUAGUGGUAGUUUCAUAGGAACUUAAAUUAAGCUAAAAUUGCUUAUGUGUGCUGUUUUUACAGGGAUGUUAUUUUUCAUUUACCACACAUCUUGUUUGUCGUUGACGAUUUCAACUCUAAGAUUAAUUUGUUAAGAAGGUUGUGGCAUAUAUAAUAGAUAAAUUAUAGCAUAUGCUACAAAAUGAAAUGCUAGUUUUGAUAAACCUAAGUGUACUUAAACUGAAAUUAUGUCAUAAAUGAUACACUUUAACCCUGUCCCUUUUCAUGUAUUAACAUUAAAACUUGCCAAUUUUCGUAGCAUAAAGCCAGCAACAGAAUCAAUGAGUGUCAGUUUGCUCAUGGGAAACUUUGAGGACUUCACUUUAAUUAUUUAUUUUUGCCAAAAAUAAAAGGUGACUACUGACCGUGUCCUCUACCAGCGUUAUCGUAAUGUCAGUGUUAUCAAUGUAAACAGUUUGACCUUCUACCUGUGAAUCUACUUUGUCACUUCUCACUUGAAUGUAAAGUUAUGUUUAUGCACUGUGACUAUCUUUUAAGAUUAAAAUCUUUUAAAAUGA